Molecule: messenger RNA, 1110 nt
Organism: Coniosporium apollinis CBS 100218
Lineage: Eukaryota; Fungi; Ascomycota; Dothideomycetes
Product: tartrate dehydrogenase
Exons: 2
Coding region: 1-1110 (369 amino acids)
Molecular function (GO): magnesium ion binding; NAD binding; oxidoreductase activity, acting on the CH-OH group of donors, NAD or NADP as acceptor
Source: RefSeq, a predicted model, not a curated record
AUGUCGUCCAACAACGUUGAUACCCAUGAGAAGCUCUUCCGCAUCGCUUCGAUCCCCGGUGAUGGCAUAGGAACCGAAGUCACAGAAGCAGCCAUCCAAGUCUUACAGAAGCUCGCCGAAGUCGACGGGACAUUCCAUUUCGAGUUUGAGCACUUCGACUGGAGCAGUAAAAACUUUAAAGAGCGCGGAUACUACAUUCCCCUGGACGGCAUAGACCAACUGAAAAAGUUCAAUGCCAUCCUCUUUGGCGCCGUUGGCUCGCCCGAUGUACCCGACCACAUCUCCCUCUGGGGCCUGAUGCUCCCCCUCCGCAACUCCCUAACCCAGUACGUCAACGUCCGGCCCACCCGCAUCCUGCGCGGCACCUCCUCUCCACUCCGGCCCGAAGUCUGCGGCCCCAAAGACCUAGACUGGGUCAUCAUCCGCGAGAACUCCGAGGGUGAAUACAGCGGCCACGGCGGCACGACGCACGCGGCCUCCGGCAACGCCGUCGCGACAGAGGUGUCAAUAUUCACGCAGGUCGGAAUCGAGAGGAUCAUGCGGUUUGCGUUCGAUACGGCGAUGUUGAGGCCUCGUAAGAAGCUGACGAUGGUGACGAAGAGUAAUGCGCAGCGCCACGGCAUGGUGCUGUGGGACCAGAUCUUCCAUGAGGUCAAGAAGGACUAUCCGGAUGUCGAGACGGAUAAGAUGUUGGUCGAUGCGAUGACUGUGAGGAUGACGCUGAAGCCGCAGACUUUGGACACCAUCGUCGCGACGAAUUUGCAUGCGGAUAUCUUGAGUGAUCUGGCUGCGGCGCUGAGCGGGAGUAUCGGGAUCGCGCCGUCAAGCAAUCUAGAUCCGACAAGGAAGCAUCCUUCAAUGUUCGAGCCAAUCCACGGCAGCGCGCCAGACAUCAUGGGCAAGGGGAUUGCGAACCCAGUAGGUGCGUUCUGGAGCGCUGCGGAGAUGGUGAGAUGGUUGGGAAUGGAAGAGGUGGCGGACAAGCUGAUGCAGUGUAUUGAGAAUGUUACGGAAGCCGGCCCUCGGACAAAGGACCUGGGAGGCAGUGCGAAUACCAAGGAAGUAACCGAGGCGGUGUGUAGGGAGAUCGAGAAGCAGCUGAAACGGUAG